AAAAUAAACAUAACAUAACCUCAAUUAUCUUAUUUUGAUGUAAGCAUAAGGUUAACCUUCAUUCAACCUUGUUAAAUAUUGCAGUAAUCGUAUUUACCAAUAUUUUAACUUAUUUUGGCCAAUAUACAACAUGAGUCGUUCAUUAAAAGCUCUUAUAGGACCAUCCAUUCUGAACUCAGACUUAUCCAAAUUAUUUGAGGAAUCUCAAAGACUAAUGGAUAAUGGUGCAGAUUACUUGCAUUUAGAUGUGAUGGAUGGACACUUUGUUCCCAACUUAACCUUUGGCCAUCCAAUUGUAAAAUGUUUGCGGAAUCACAUUAAAGAUGCUUUUUUUGAAACCCAUAUGAUGGUAUCCAGACCUGAACAGUGGAUAGCACCUAUGGCUGAUGCAGGUGUGAACCAGUAUACAUUCCACAUUGAACCUGUAACAAAUGUCGAAGAGAUUUGUAGAAAAAUAAAGGAACAUGGAAUGAAGGCUGGAGUUGCAAUCAAGCCAGGCACACCUGUGGAGGAGGUAGAAGAAUAUAUUUCUGUUGCAGAUAUGGUGCUCAUUAUGACAGUAGAGCCAGGGUUUGGAGGUCAAAAAUUCAUGGAGGACCAAAUGGCAAAAGUCCAGUAUCUCAGAAAACAUUACCCACUACUAAAUAUUGAAGUAGAUGGUGGUGUAGGACCUUCUACAAUAGAUUGUUGUGCUAAUGCUGGAGCAAAUAUGAUAGUAUCAGGGACAGCUGUUACCGGGUCAAAAGAUCAAAUGGCAACAAUCAAGUUACUCAGAGAUACUGUACAAACAGCUAUUGAUAAAGUUAAAAAUACUGAAUAAUGGUUUAAGAAAAAAAUGGUAUGAGCUGUAAAAAACGUUAGCUAUUAAAUAAAUUUUAUAUAGGGUUUAAGAGUAAAGUUUGUUAGAACUUUGAAUGUAUAA
Molecule: messenger RNA, 922 nt
Organism: Papilio machaon (common yellow swallowtail)
Lineage: Eukaryota; Metazoa; Arthropoda; Insecta; Lepidoptera; Papilionidae
Gene: Rpe
Product: ribulose-phosphate 3-epimerase
Exons: 4
Coding region: 131-820 (229 amino acids)
Biological process (GO): pentose-phosphate shunt, non-oxidative branch; carbohydrate metabolic process; pentose-phosphate shunt
Cellular component (GO): cytosol
Molecular function (GO): D-ribulose-phosphate 3-epimerase activity; metal ion binding
Source: RefSeq, a predicted model, not a curated record